Salvelinus namaycush (lake trout) is the source of this 667-nucleotide messenger RNA. RefSeq names its product receptor tyrosine-protein kinase erbB-4-like. The record is from RefSeq and is a predicted model, not a curated record. Gene Ontology annotation, biological process: multicellular organism development; positive regulation of cell population proliferation; cell surface receptor protein tyrosine kinase signaling pathway. NCBI's taxonomy places the organism in Eukaryota, Metazoa, Chordata, Actinopteri, Salmoniformes, Salmonidae. The transcript has 6 exons. Gene Ontology annotation, cellular component: basal plasma membrane; signaling receptor complex. Gene Ontology annotation, molecular function: epidermal growth factor receptor binding; transmembrane receptor protein tyrosine kinase activity. The annotation marks the transcript as partial.
UGACUAAGACUGUGUGUGCUGAGCAGUGUGACGGUCGCUGUUUCGGACCCUGGGUUAGUAACUGCUGCCAUCGCGAGUGUGCAGGGGGAUGCUCCGGACCCAAGGAUACAGACUGCUUCGCGUGCACCAACUUCAACGACAGCGGGGCGUGUGUGACCCAGUGUCCCCAGCCCUUUGUGUACAACCCUACCACCUUCCAGCUGGAAAGCAACCCCAGAGCCAAGUACACCUAUGGUGCCUUCUGCGUCAAGAAAUGCCCACAUAACUUUGUGGUGGACCACAGCUCCUGUGUGAGGGCUUGUCCCAGCAACAAGAUGGAGGUGGAGCAGAACCGCAUCAAGAUGUGCAUCGCCUGCACUGACAUCUGUCCUAAAGCUUGUGACGGUAUAGGUACAGCCAGUCUGCAGUCUGCUCAGACCGUGGACUCCAGCAACAUAGACAAGUUCACCAACUGUACCAAGAUCAAUGGAAACCUGGUCUUCCUCAUCACUGGCAUUAAAGGGGAUGUGUACCACAACAUUAAAGCUUUGGAUCCAGAGAAGCUGAAUGUGUUCCGAACUGUUAGGGAGAUCACAGGUUUCCUGAACAUCCAGUCGUGGCCAGAGAACAUGACAGACCUGAGUGUCUUCUCCAAUCUGGCAACCAUAGGAGGCAGAGCUCUAUACAG